UGUCGGUCGUCGUCGAAACCAAUCAUCCCUCGCUCAUUGAUGAGGGCGCGGCUUUCCCUCCUACCUAUCCGCGCAAACUCAACGAAACGACUCAGACCCCCGUUCGCCUCAUCCUCGACGUCUCGCCUUCCUCACCUGCCAAUCGAGCGAGCACGACCGCCACCACUCGCACUCCUGCCCAUCUCCUCCCGCUCACUCUCACACGCGCGCAGCAUGUCCUCUGACGUAGAGAGCUCAUUUCAUGACAAUGCUGGGUCGGACUCAGACGACUACAUUCCCGCGCCUGCAAAGAAGGCAACGAAGGCAGCCCCUUCUGCUGCCAAGAAGGCUGCAGCAGCUCCUAAGAAGGCGCCCACAGCCAAGAAGGCGAGCGCGAGUGCGAGCGCCUCUGCCUCGACGAGCAAGGCUCCGCUGAAGAAGAGGAAGAGCAAUGAAGGCGAGGACGGGGACGCGGAUGGAGACCAUUCCAUGUCCCUCAUCGAGGCUGUAGAGGGCAGGGGGGCGGAGAAGAAGACGACCGCGAACGGGACGGCGAAGAGCGCGAGUGAGACGUAUCAGAAGCUCUCUCAACUCGAGCACGUCCUACUCCGCCCGGACACGUACAUUGGGAGCGUGGAGCAUCACACUGAUAGUCUUUGGGUCUACGACGCUGCGAGCCAGAAGAUGGCCUUUCGCGAAAUCUCGUACGUCCCCGGCUUCUACAAAAUCUUCGACGAGAUUCUUGUCAACGCGGCCGACAACAAGGUGCGCGACCCCACGAUGGACACGAUCAAGGUGACGAUCAACAAGGCCGAGGGCAGCAUCACAGUGUGGAACAAUGGGCGCGGAAUCCCCAUUGAGAUCCACGAGAAGGAGGGCAUCUACAUCCCCGAGCUCAUCUUCGGCAACCUCCUCACCUCGUCCAACUACGACGAUGCAGAGGACAAGGUGACGGGGGGGAGGAAUGGAUACGGCGCCAAGCUGGCCAACAUCUACUCUACCGAGUUCACCGUCGAGACUGCGGAUCGCAAGAGCGAGCAAAAGUACAAGCAGACAUUCCGCGCCAACAUGAGCGUCAAGGAGAAGCCCAAGAUUACCAAGAACGCCGGGGGGAAGCAGGAGUAUACGAGCAUCACGUUCAAGCCGGACCUGCCGCGCUUCAAGAUGGAGGCGAUCAGCGACGAUAUGGAGGCGCUGAUGAUGAAGCGUGUGUACGAUAUGGCCGGGACGGUCAAGGAUGUGAAAGUGCACCUGAAUGGGGAGAGACUCAAAGUCAAGGGGUUCAAGCAGUACGUCGAGAUGUACGUGAGCGCUCUGAAUGAGCUGACGGGGGGUGCCAAGGUGGAUGAGAAUGGCGACGUGGUCGAGGCGGUGCCCGCAAAGCAGACGAUCGUCUACGACUCGCACGUGGACAAGGGCAAGACCUGGGAGGUAGCCUUUGCCGUCUCGGACGGUCAAGCUCGUCAGGUCUCCUUCGUGAACAACAUCGCCACGAUCCAGGGUGGUCGCCACGUCGAGGUCAUCGAGAAGGCCAUCGUGGACAAGAUUGUCGAGAAUCUCACCAAGAACAAGAAGAAUGGGCCAGUCAAGACGACGCAGGUUAGGCAGCAGCUGUGGUUGUUUGUCAAUUGUCAGAUUGUGAACCCGACGUUUGAUGGGCAGACAAAGGAGAAGAUGACGCUUAAGCCUAGCGCGUUUGGGAGCAAGUGGACGUUGAGCGAGGAGUUUGCGCGCAAGAUCAUGAAAUCGGGCGUCGUCGAUAACGUCCUCUCGUUCGCCAAGUUCCAGCAAGAGAAGCAGCUCAAGACGACGGAUGGUCACAAACGCCAGCGCAUCACGGGCAUCACCAAGCUCGAAGACGCCAACAACGCCGGCACGCGCAAAGGGCGAGAGUGCACGCUCAUCCUCACCGAAGGAGACUCCGCGAAGGCCCUGGCCGUCUCUGGUCUCACCGAGGUUGGCCGCGACAACUACGGCGUGUUCCCUCUGCGAGGCAAGCUGCUCAACGUGCGCGAGGCGGGCCACGAUGCCAUCAUGAAGAACGUCGAGAUCACCAACAUCAAGACGAUCAUGGGCUUGCAGCAUGGGAAGACGUACCAGAGCGUCGACUCGCUGCGCUAUGGCCGUCUGAUGAUCAUGACUGAUCAGGACUACGAUGGAAGCCAUAUCAAGGGGUUGAUCAUCAAUUUCCUCGAUCACUUCUUUCCCUCGUUGCUCAAGCUGCCCAACUUUUUGAUCGAGUUUAUCACGCCGAUUGUCAAGUGUACGAAGGGCAAGCAGGAGAAGUCCUUUUUCACCAUUCCAGAGUACGAGCGGUGGAAGGAGGAGAAUCGUGAUGGCAAGGGGUGGGUCAUCAAGUACUUCAAGGGUCUGGGUACAUCCACCGCGCAAGACGCCAAGCGCUACUUCCGCGCCAUGGGCACUCACAUGCUCCCGUUCGAGACGACGCAGGAGGGAGACCGCGAGCUCAUCGAUCUCGCCUUUAACAAGAAGAAGGCAGACGACCGCAAGGAGUGGCUGCGCAACUUUAAGCCGGGCACGUACCUGGACCACAACAUCGACAAGGUCCCGCUGAGCGAUUUCAUCAACAAGGAGCUCAUCCUCUUCUCCAUGGCAGACAACGUCCGCUCGAUCCCGUCGAUGGUCGACGGCCUCAAGCCGGGCCAGCGCAAGGUCAUGUUCGGGUGCUUCAAGCGCAAGCUCAAGAACGAGAUCAAGGUUGUGCAGCUCGCGGGAUACGUGUCCGAGCACUCGGCCUACCAUCAUGGUGACACGAGCUUGACGCAGACGAUUGUGGGCCUUGCGCAGGACUACGUGGGGUCGAACAACGUCAAUCUGCUCUUGCCCAAUGGACAGUUCGGUACCCGCGGCAUGGGAGGCAAGGACGCAGCCUCGGCUCGUUACAUCUUCACGGCCCUCCCCUCGAUCACGCGCACCAUCUUCCAUCCCUCGGACGACGCCCUGCUCACCUACCUCAACGACGACGGGCAAAGCAUCGAGCCAGAGUGGUACAUGCCCACGCUCCCCAUGGUUCUCGUGAAUGGCGGAGAGGGCAUCGGCACGGGCUGGUCCUCGUUUGUGCCCAACUACAAUCCGCUGGACAUCGUCGCGAACCUGCAGCGUCGACUUCGCGGCGAGGACAUGGUCGCGAUGAAGCCGUGGUAUCGUGGCUUUACUGGCCCCAUCGAGGAGCAAGGCCCGGGUCGCUACAAGGUCUCUGGCAUCAUUAACCAAAUCGACGACUCGACGUGGGAGAUUACGGAGCUGCCCGUGCGCACGUGGACCUCGUCGUACAAGGAAGCGCUGGAGGAGCGCGUCGUAGGCUCGGACAAGGUCGUCCCGACGCUCAAGGAGUACAAGGAGUACCACACGGACACGACGGUGCACUUCCAGGUGAAGCUGACGGAGAAGGGGAUGCGCGAGAUCAGCGAGAAGGGGGCGGAGGCAUUCUUCAAGAUCUCGACGCAGAUUUCGACGUCCAACAUGGUGUUGUUUGACGCUGCGGGCAAGAUCAAGAAGUACUCGACGCCCGAGGAGAUCCUGGACGACUUUUACAUGCUACGCCUCGGCCACUACCAGCGCAGGAAGGAGCACCUCGUCGAGGAGCUCAAGACGGUGUACGAGCGGCUGAGCAACCAGGCGCGCUUCGUGCAGAUGAUCGUGGCCAAGACGUUGGUGGUCAACAACCGCAAGCGGGUCGAGCUCGUUGAGGAGCUGCGCAAGAAGGACUUCCGCCCGUUCCCCCGCACCAAACGCGCCAAGGUCGCAGGCGAAGUCAACGCAGACGAAGACGACGUCCUCGACGAGGGCGAAGACGACACGCCUGGCACGACCGACUUUGACUAUCUCCUCUCGAUGCCCAUCUACAACCUCACAAAGGAAAAGGUCGACCGCCUUCUCGCACAGCGCGACGAGCGAGAGCGCGAGCUCAGUGCGCUCCUUGGUCGCACGCCGCAGAAUCUUUGGGAGCAGGACUUGCACGAGUUUGUCGAGGAGUGGGAAAAGCUUCUCGCCGAGGAUGAGAGGCGAUUGAAGGACGUGGCGCGCAAGACGGGAGGCAAAAAGGCAGCCAAGAAGACGGGCGCUGCGGCGCGCAAGGUGAUCAAGGGGAGUGACGACGAGAUGUUCGAUGAUGAUAGCGACGACGACUUUAAGCCCGCACCCGCAGCGAAGGCCAAGGCUGCGGCACCCAAACGCACCGCCUCUGCCGCACUCGACGACGAUGACGCGAUCCUCGCCGGCCCUUCCAAGAAGGCAGCGCCCAAGAAGGCCCCUGCGAAGAAGCCGACGACCACCUCGCAGUCCAAACUGCCCUUCAAGAGCGAGGCGGCGGCGGACGACUCGGACGACUACAUCGUCGCGGCGGCGGCGGCGGCGCCCUCCAAGCCCAAGGCCAAGCCUCGCGCAGCGUCCACGAGUCGCAAGCCCGCGAAGAAGGCGGAAGACGAGGAUGAGGACGCCUCGAUGAUCGACCUGGGCAGCGACGUAGACGCCGAGUCUCCCAAGCCCCGAGCCAAGGCCGCCUCUCGCGCUGCCGCCUCUGCGAAGAAGAGCUACAAGUUUGCGGACAGCGAUGAGGAUGACGACUCGUUUAACCUGUAGACGCGCGCGCGAGACUCAAUGUGAUCGAUACCAUCUAGUGGGG
This is a messenger RNA of Jaminaea rosea, 4624 nucleotides long. RefSeq names its product type II DNA topoisomerase. The record is from RefSeq and is a predicted model, not a curated record. Bases 214 to 4581 code for a protein of 1455 amino acids. The transcript is spliced from 9 exons. Gene Ontology annotation, cellular component: nucleus. NCBI's taxonomy places the organism in Eukaryota, Fungi, Basidiomycota, Exobasidiomycetes, Microstromatales. Gene Ontology annotation, molecular function: ATP binding; DNA topoisomerase type II (double strand cut, ATP-hydrolyzing) activity; DNA binding. Gene Ontology annotation, biological process: resolution of meiotic recombination intermediates; sister chromatid segregation; DNA topological change.